Messenger RNA from Miscanthus lutarioriparius, 1182 nucleotides. The record is from the annotation of a GenBank genome assembly. NCBI's taxonomy places the organism in Eukaryota, Viridiplantae, Streptophyta, Magnoliopsida, Poales, Poaceae.
AUGCGGCAUCUGAAGCGCGGCGGCGGCGGCGCCGACCCCCGCGACGCGGCGGUGCUCGACUUCGUGGGGCUUGGGGAGUUCGCGCAGCUCUACCUCCCCGACCACCCGCCCGACGAGCUUGGGCUCUCCGCCGCCUACGACGACGCUUCAGGCCGCAUUAUGGUAUCCGUCUGCGGCGGCGCUGUCUCCGCCUCCCCCGCCGACCUCGCGGGCGCCCUCAGGCUGCCGAUGGGCAAGGUUGGCCUCCCCGCAGGGUUGGACGCGGCCGUGUUCUCCACGGCGGAGGCGAUCGGAGCCGUGAAGGGGAUUGUCUGCGAUCGCGUGCUGCUGGGAUGGGGAGGGAGCGGCGUUGCUGUGUCGAUGGAGGUCGCUGCCGCGCUGCGGUUGGUGGAGGAAGGCAAGGCAUACGAGGUGGACUGGGGCGGCUUGGUUUGGGCAGUAGUGCAAGGGGAGGUGGUAGCUGGGACGCCAUGGCGGUACGCGCCGUACCUCCUCCAUCUGAUGGUGUGCCAAAGGCCGGAGCUUUUCGCGGAGAGCUUACCGCUUGGGAAGCGGUUCAAAGAUCAGUCAAAACAUAAGUUUUUUUCCUCAACAGCAGGAGGUGGGGGAAAUUGCAGUUACCAAACUAUUUCGCAUUUCCAAGCCCUCAUGCAACAAAUCCAAGGUUAUGUGUCUGGCAUGAACAAUAAAUACCUGGAUAAAGAACAGACUUGCAGGGACAUUCAACAUGAGGUGGAGUGCAUUAAGGAUAUGGUGAAUGAAAAAGAUAAACAAAUUGAAGCUACUGUCAAUGGUAUACAACAGGAGCUUUUAGCGAGGAGAGUUGUAAUGCGAAAAUUCGAAGUGGACAAGGAUCAGUUGUGCCGCAGUGUUCAACAUUACCGUAAGUUACUUAAGAAGUCUUUAGCCAAAUUUCAGGAGCAUAGGAAUAUGGUAACACGUGGGGAAGGUGUUGACUCGUAUUUGAAGGAUCUUGGUAUAACUGGUGGGCAGAAUCUCACUUGGAUGCGCCAAAUGUGUUCUCAGCGCCAGAUGUUUGAAAUAUGUGAUUCAAAUUCUUCGAAGCUUCUCAAGGAGUUUACAGAAAUGGAGAGGAGCAUUGCAAGCCUCAAUCAUGAAGUGGAAAGGCUAAAGAAUUGUAGAUCAAUUCCGGACCUCAACAAUGGCAAGCCUCAAACAUGA